AAUUAUAUAAUUUUCAAAGAGUGAUUGAUUUUAAGGUCUAGUCCACCUGAAUAUUUGGUUUUCAAAACUUGCAUAAGCAUGUUUGGUGUUGAACUUUUUCUCAUUGUUUACAAAUGAUUUCAAACAUUCGCAGAAUUAAUUUUUUGAUAAACUGAAAAGGAUUUAACAAAAUAAAGAGCAAGGUUUUAAAAAAUGAUGCUUACAAAGGUAUCAAGGCUCAAAUGAAACAGCUAUUAAAAAGAAUGGCGUUCUCUUAUAUGCUCUUUUUAAUUGUUUGUGCGUUCUCUAAGUCUUUUGCAUAUUCGGAAAAAAAUAGUUAUAAUUAUGAUUAUGAUGAAAUUUAUAAAGAUUAUCCAGAAUUAAAUAAUGAAUUGAUAUUAAAGAGAGGUUUGUCAAGGUACCCAAACGUUAAUAAGAAAUUUGCAAUCCAAAGGAGCAUAGAUAGAUUUGGACCACCAUUCCAAGAAUAUCCUCCAACUAAGUACGGUAAUGAUCAGAGGAUCAAUAAUUUCCAAAAUCAAAGAACUUUUCCCAAUAAAAAAUACUAUAAUAAUCGUAUGCCAAAUCCUGCGUAUCGUGAUCAAAUAUACGGUAAUCAAUUUCGAAUGCGUGAUCAAACUGAAAAUUUCCCACCCGGUAAAGGAGAUUUUCCGUCUGAAAAGGAAAAUUUUCCUCCUGAAAAUGAAAAUUUUUCACCUGAAAAUGAAAGUUUUCCACCCGGUAAAAGAAAUUUUCCUCCAGAAAACGAAAAUUUCCCACCUGAAAAUGAAAAUUUUCCUCGCGAAAACGAAAGCUUUCUUCCUGAAAAUGUUCCUCCUGAAAAUGAUAAUUUCCCUCGUGAAAACGAAAAUUACCUUCCUGAAAUUGAAAAUUUCCCUCCCAAAAACGAAAACUUCUCUCUGGAGGAUGAAAACUUCUCUCCUGAAAACCAAACUGAAACAGAUCCAGCCCUGCCUGAAACUGAAGUGCUAAUUAAAACUUCUGCUGCAACGACAGCAUCUUCUGUUACUACUAAGUCAGCUAAAAGAGCUGCAGAUAAUUCAAAACUUUCUAAACGUCAACGUUCCACGAACGUCAGAAAUAUCGAAUUCAAAAGACCAGAUAGUUUGGGUAAGUGGUUCGAUAAGGAGAUGUCCGAUGUUGAGCCCGAACGAUACGGGAAUACCGAUAAACCUAAAGCUGUGGAAAGCCGCGAAACAAAGUCGGUGAAAAAAUCAUCACGUAAUAGUAAAAAAAAAUCACAAGAAACAGAUGAUCAAAGCCAGGAUGAUCCCAUAAAAAUGUGGGAAAACACACGCAGAUAUUCACACCUGAAAAGAUUCGCUCCACAUCCUAAUUCUGAAAUUUCACCGAUGAAUACAUAUAGGCAGAAAAAUAUGAAUGAUAUAGGUUACAAAAGAAAUGUUGAUAUAGGAGCCGAUAAUGUACCAAUGGAUUAUCCAGAUUUAAAUGAAAUCCCGGGAGCUUUAGACUCGCUUGGGUCAAAUGAGGAUGACUAUGGUUUAUUGCCGAAUUCUCAACAAGAGUCUGUCCCUCAGAAUACAUUUGGUAAUGAAAGACAAUUCCGUAAUAACCAUCAGAAUUCCAGACCUGCACUCAGAGAGGCUCCAGCAAACCAAUUUCAAACUUUGUCUAAUGUAGCGGACACCGCUCCGAAAAAUAUAGUAGUCACAGUAGUAGCACCGUUGCAAGAAAGCAACAAAGAGAAAUCUAACCUGAUAGAUAAAACUAAUGAAGUGCUCUCAAAAGAAGUUUUAAGAUCACCAAACGUGGAAGAGAAAAUGCAGAGAGUGGUGGAAAAUUUCAGAACUAAGAAAACUCUUGUUAACGAUAAGAGGUUGCAGCAAGAGACUAGCGUUAUCGAAAACGAACAGCAGAAAGUCAACGAUAAUGUCCAUGUUAAAACUGAAGAUAAAUCUCAAAAUAAAACUGAAACUGCAACCGAAACGACUACAACUUACACCACUUUGCCACAAGAUCAGUAUGACAAACAUUUCUUACCACCCGAUCAUGAGUUGCAUAACAAAAACUUCUUGCCUGAUGAAAAUUUCUUACCACCUGGUCAAGAGCUGCCAAAUCCAGACUAUGAUACACCACCAGGAAACAUUGCCCCUCAUGAAUCUCCAUAUGGUAGAAUGAGACAUAUUCAAAUAGAUGAAGGAAUACCACAGACAGAUGAUGAGAACACAGACACACAGAGUAAGUAUGACCCGAAACCGAUUAGUUUUAAAGAUGGAGAAAUGGUCGUAAUAACAACUGCCUCACCAAAUGCAGCGCCAGUGAUCCAAAGCUCUGAAGUGGAUGAUCAGUCUGCAACUGUGAGUGAUGGCACUGGAAUCGGUGGAAGUAACGAGUCCACAACUGACCUAUUCAACGUAAGUAUGCCAGACAUAUACCUCAAAGAAGAGAAGGUGGAGAAACAAUCGAAAACGUUACUCAGGAGCAAAGAGGCUUACAGAAAUAAGACGGCUGUCGUUAAGGGGCAGCGAAAAUCGGAAAUUAAGAACAACAAAGAAAGCUUCCAUGAGGUUUUCGUUGAAGAGAAGGGAGAGGACAAGUAUCCAAGCCGCGUUGAGGACGUUGGAAAAGACGAGAAAAAAUCGGCUGGUUUUCAAAACAGAAAAACAUUUUCUGAUCACAUGCAAAGUCAAAACGGCAAAACACGAGAUCAGUACCCAGAUAGUGGACCUCGAGGAUCUCCGAGAGAAAGGCAAAAUAAUCCCGAUGAUUACAGCAGCGAUUACCAAGGAGGAGAAAAUACGAAUAGAGAUAAAGUUUCUGACUACAGUUACCAAGAUGAUCCAAGUUAUGGAGAUGUGAAGAGAGGAGACAGGUUCAUAGAUAAUACUGCUCGAAAAAGUGAUCCUAGGUUGCAGAGAGAAUCAAUAAAUGAGAACAUGGUGAAUUCUGAUGAAGAUGAUUCAAAUGAAAUUAAUGUCCAAAGUAAUAUUCAAAGUCGUGCUGCUGGCAACGUCGUAUAUUUUCCACCCACAACAACUACCCCUCAGUAUAAUGAUUUUCUGCACGUAAGGGAAGUGAAAAGUUCUUCAGUUCGGCGGCGACAUCUUCAUAACGAACGGCCUUGAACUGCUUUCGAAUUCAAGAGAUCGUUACAUUUCCAUUAAAAGCAAGAAAAAGAAUGAGUUUCAUUUUCUUCAUACAAGAGCAAUGAAAGAAUCUGCAAUAUUUAGACUAGAUAAGAAUUUGUAGAUGACUGAUAUUUCCUAAAUAAGAACACUUAUAUAAGAGAAAAUAUUUGGCGCUGAUUACCCUAGUAGAAUCUAUUUCAACCAUUUUGUUUAUCCCAGUUAAUUAUUUACUUUUCUCUUUCUGUAAUUAUUUGUGAAUAAAUCAACUUUGCAAUUCUG
This is a messenger RNA of Parasteatoda tepidariorum (common house spider), 3368 nucleotides long. RefSeq lists its product as uncharacterized. The record is from RefSeq and is a predicted model, not a curated record. NCBI's taxonomy places the organism in Eukaryota, Metazoa, Arthropoda, Arachnida, Araneae, Theridiidae.